AGCAGUUGUUGCUAUACUCUUGUAACAAACUGUGUCGAUUGUUUCCCUUCUGCAAGGCCACAAACCCUAGAGAAGUUUCUCUCUCAUUUUAGAGAUGAAGGAAGAUGAAGGAAGAAAGAUGGAAGAGGGAGGGAACAUGGAUGAUGGACGAGUGAGAAAUGGGACAGUUUGGACUGCAACUGCCCAUAUAAUUACAGCAGUGAUAGGAUCUGGGGUGUUGGGAUUGGGGUGGAGUGUUUCUCAGUUGGGUUGGAUUUUGGGGCCUUUUUGUCUCCUUGGCUUUGGCUAUGUCACCUACUACACAGCAACUCUUCAAGCUGAUUGCUAUAGAUACCCCAAUCCACUCACUGGAAAGAGAAACUACACCUACAGAGAUGCAGUGAGAGUAUUUCUUGGGCCGAGAAAUGUAUUUAUGUGUGGAAUGGUGCAAUAUGCAAUUCUUUGGGGUUCAAUGGUGUCAUACACCAUCGUGGCUGCUUCAAGCAUGGUUGCCAUGAAGAAAUCAAAUUGCUUCCAUAAGAGCGGGCACAACAGCAAAUGUGGGACUUCAGGGAUUAUGUAUAUGUUUAUCUAUGGUUUAUUUCAAGUGAUAUUGUCCCAAUUACCAAAUUUGGAGAAGGUAUCAACGAUAUCAGUGGUGGCAACAAUCACCUCCUUUGUGUAUUCAGGAAUAGGACUAGCUCUAUGCAUAGCAAAGUUUGUGUGUCAAGGGGAGAUCAAAGGAAGCUUAAGAGGGAACUCCAUUGGUGACACUGCUUCUUCCUCCAUUUCAAGCAACAUGUGGAAUGCCUUCCAAGCUCUAGGAAGCAUUGCUUUUGCUUAUGCUUUUGCCCAUGUUCUCAUAGAGAUACAGGACACUUUGAGGCCACAUCAACCGGAGAAUAAAACUAUGAAGAGAGCAGCAGUUUAUGGGAUGGCAUCCACUGCGAUAUUCUAUGUCUCACUGGGUUCUGCAGCCUAUGCCGCGUUCGGAAGUCACACUCCUGGAAACAUCCUAACUGGUUUCGGAUUCUAUGAACCCUUUUGGCUGGUGGACAUCGGGAACCUUUGCAUUGCCAUUCAUCUCACAGGAGCUUACCAGGUGUACGGGCAACCCAUCUUUGCCGCAAUUGAGGACAUGAUAUACUCGACCUGGCCAACAAACUGCUUUGUCCAUCUGCAAUUGACAGUCAAAUUACCAUUUUCGAACUUGGGUGGCGUAAGCUUGUCCCCCCUGUCUCUCCUCGUGCGCACAACCGUAGUUGUGGUAACAACGUUAGUGGCCAUGCUUGUGCCGUUCUUCAACUCAGUUGCUGGUCUCAUUGGGGCUAUAGCAUUUUGGCCUCUCACUGUAUACUUCCCUGUGAACAUGUACAUAGCACAGGCUAGGCUAAAGAGGGGUACCAUGAAAUGGGUCCUCUUACAAUGCCUCCUAGCUGCUUCUUUUGUGGUCUCUCUUUUAGCUGCUAUCGGUUCGGUGGCUGAUAUCAUCAAGAGCCUCAAGCAUUCGAAGCCCUUCAAAGCUGUGUAUUAACCAGUACGCGAGUUUGGCUUGGUUCAUUAACGUGUCAAUGGUUGGAGCACUUCGCCCCAAGCUCGAAUCCUACGGCCGAACUAAUCAAUGAAGGAAACGAGAAGUACUAAUUCACCAUAACAAAUGCACAAAAUACAUCGAGAGGACAAGUGGCUCAUUAGGAACGAUUGAGAUUGAUUGCUGAUUCUGUUUGCAUGUGUGGUGAAAUAGAGGCUUUCUUUUAAAUUUUCCUUAUAUGGGUUCAUAAAGAGAUCUUAAUGAUCUUAAUGUCAUCUUAAGUAAAUAACAUAUUAUCUGGAGUUUUUCUCAGUAAAUUUAAUGUAAUAUACUUUCAUGAGUUUGUCUGCAGCCUUGUGUAAUUAGCAAAAGAGAUUUUCUUCAUAAUAAGAACUCUAUCAAAGAUAAUUUGGGACCGGUAACUCUAUGAAUAUAAACAUGAAUUCGCUGAUGAUCAUGCGUCCUAGUUCCAUGCCUAUGAAGAAG
Amborella trichopoda is the source of this 1996-nucleotide messenger RNA. RefSeq names its product amino acid permease 6. NCBI's taxonomy places the organism in Eukaryota, Viridiplantae, Streptophyta, Magnoliopsida, Amborellales, Amborellaceae. The record is from RefSeq and is a predicted model, not a curated record.